CACCUAGCGACAACCAUAAAGAAACAAGUAGAGAAAGUGCAACAUUUUGUAAAUAUGGCAACAGCCCAGCUAUUACAAGAACGAAAUCAUCUUUAUCGCCUCCAAAUUCUAAUUAUAGAUGGAGGCACUACAGUCACAAGGAACAUAAUUCAUCAGAAGAGCUCCGAUGUUCCGUUUAAUGUGAUUCUUAGCCUUGAAAAAAACGCAGUAAACAAACUGAGAGCCAGGAAAGUAAUAACGAAUGCACAGUAUAAUUUGCUGUAUCCACAAGAGGGUAAUCCUUCUUCUAUCACUGACAUCGACCUACCUCUUGCGAUAUGCCUGCUGAGAAACCUAAAAAGUUUCGGGCUAAACACUCAAUAUAACUGGAGAGUAACACCACAGCAAACUGACGAUUCCCUUGAGGCAGAUUUAUGUCGUCUAAGACAUAUACGAAAUGAGAUAACGCAUAGAGGGUAUACUACAGGGAUAGACAAGAAAAAAUUCCAGUAUAAGUGGAAUGAGGUCGAACAGGUUCUUCUCAGACUUAAUACCUCUGUUCCAAAUCCAAUGCCAAAUCUUCAACAAGAGCUUAAUGCCUAUAAAAACAGCCCUCUUGAUCCAGAGGCAGAGGAAAAAAUAAAAGAAGAAAUAAAGAAAAACUGGAUACAUUUGGAACUGCAGAUUAUGUUUGAAAAUGUUAAGGGAAAGGUUAAAGUCAUCGAGGAAAAUGUUGAUGGUGUUAAGGGGAAAGUUAAAGAAGUAACGGCAAAUGUUGAAGAAGUGAACGAAAAUGUUGAAAAAGUUAAGGGACAUGUUGAAGAAGUUAGGGGUAAUGUUGAAGAAGUCAAAGAAAAUGUUGAAGAAGUGAAGGAAAAGGUUGAAAAAGUUAAGGGACAUGUUGAAGAAGUUAGGGGUAAUGUUGAAGAAGUCAAAGAAAAUGUUGAAGAAGUGAAGGAAAAGGUUGAAAAAGUUAAGGGACAUGUUGAAGAAGUUAGGGGUAAUGUUGAAGAAGUCAAAGAAAAUGUUAAAGAAGUUAAGAAAAGUAUUGCAGCUGCACAUAAAAGGAUUGAUGAGGAAUUGAAAUUGCGAGAGAACACAGAAGCAUCAAAGAAGUACGAAAUGCCUACAAUUGAUCGUCCACAUGACGGAAGACUGAUAACGUUAAGUAGAGAUGUAUUAAACGGACUUCUAUAUAACUGUGGUGCUCCUCGGAAAGGAGGAUUCGGUGAAGUAUAUGUUUCAAAGACGAAAGUUCCUGGAUUAGAUUUCCGUGUAGCAAUAAAGAAGGUGGACUAUCAGGAAGAGCAAAAAGAUCAUUUGGAGAAACUGCGAUCAGCAUCUAAUGUAAGUUCAUCGAAGAACUUUU
Messenger RNA from Mercenaria mercenaria, 1348 nucleotides. RefSeq lists its product as uncharacterized. The record is from RefSeq and is a predicted model, not a curated record. The transcript has 5 exons. The annotation marks the transcript as partial. Lineage: Eukaryota; Metazoa; Mollusca; Bivalvia; Venerida; Veneridae.